Salvia miltiorrhiza (redroot sage) is the source of this 2671-nucleotide messenger RNA. RefSeq names its product beta-xylosidase/alpha-L-arabinofuranosidase 2-like. The transcript has 6 exons. NCBI's taxonomy places the organism in Eukaryota, Viridiplantae, Streptophyta, Magnoliopsida, Lamiales, Lamiaceae. Gene Ontology annotation, biological process: xylan catabolic process; arabinan catabolic process. Bases 84 to 2435 code for a protein of 783 amino acids. The record is from RefSeq and is a predicted model, not a curated record. Gene Ontology annotation, cellular component: plant-type cell wall. Gene Ontology annotation, molecular function: xylan 1,4-beta-xylosidase activity; alpha-L-arabinofuranosidase activity.
UAUUCCCAUAUCUUAAUACAACACAAUAUCAUUUCUUUCAUCUCUAUAGAUUCCACUUGUCAACAUCGUCCAUUUUCUUUUCCAUGUUUUAUUCUUUCUUCGCAAUGGCCCCUACAAAACACUAUGUUUUCCUCUGUUUCACCGCCUUAUGCAUAAUCCUCCUGUUUUUUAGGCCCGUUCUUGCUCAUGACCGGCCCGUUUUCGCUUGUGACGUGGAGACCAAUCCCGAGCUAAAGAACCUGAGCUUCUGUGACACGUCAUUGGACGUGCAAGCCCGGGUUAGCGAUCUCGUGAGCAGGCUAACUCUACACGAGAAAAUUGGGUGGCUGGUGCAUGGUGCUAAGGGAGUUAGCCGGCUCGGGAUACCCUACUACGAGUUUUGGUCGGAAGCUUUGCACGGCAUCUCCAUUAUCGGACCGGGCUCCCAUUUCACCAGCCUAGUCCCAGGUGCCACUAGCUUUCCUCAGGUCAUCCUCACCGCUGCCACAUUCAACGAAACUCUAUUUGAGACUAUUGGGAAGGUGGUAUCGACGGAAGCAAGAGCAAUGUACAACGUGAGGUUAGCUGGGCUGACAUUCUGGGCGCCCAAUGUGAACAUCUUCCGCGAUCCCAGAUGGGGGCGGGGCCACGAGACUCCCGGAGAAGACCCCGUCCUCACCAGCAAAUACGCCACUGCCUUUGUCAGAGGUCUGCAGCAGAGAGACGACGGCGAUAAGGAUAAGCUAAAGGUUGCUGCUUGCUGUAAGCAGUACACUGCUUAUGAUGUCGAGAAUUGGAAAGGGAUACAACGAUUCACUUUCAACGCUUUGGUAACGCAACAGGAUUUCGACGACACCUUCCAGCCGCCCUUCAAGAGCUGUGUUGUCGACGGAAAUGCGGCAAGCGUGAUGUGCUCUUACAAUCAAGUUAAUGGCAAGCCCACUUGCGGUGACCCGAACCUCUUGACUGGUGUGAUUCGAGGCCAGUGGAAAUUGAAUGGCUACAUCGUUUCAGAUUGUGAUUCGCUAAAGGAGAUGUUCUAUACACAAAAAUACACUAAAACACCAGAGGAAACGGCUGCCUUGGCUGUGAAUUCAGGGUUGGAUCUCAACUGUGGCGCUUUCUUGACUAGAAACACUCAAAAAGCAGUGGACCGUGGCCUGCUCAAUGAGUCAACAAUCGACAGGGCCGUCUCAAACAACUUUGCAACCAUGAUGAGAUUGGGAUUCUUCGAUGGUAACCCGAGCAACCAACUCUACGGAAACCUCGGACCUAAUGAUGUGUGCACUUCGGAAAACCAGAAUCUUGCUCGUGAGGCUGCGCGAGAAGGCAUCGUGCUGCUUAAGAACUCCGCAGGCUCACUUCCUCUAUCCUCUACAUCCAUCAAGUUGUUGGCAGUUAUUGGCCCAAAUGCUAAUGCCACACACACUAUGUUAGGCAACUAUGUAGGCAUUCCGUGCAACUACACGUCCCCAUUGCAGGGCCUAAUGGUCUCCGUAGCCACGGUUUAUGAGCCCGGGUGUGUUAACACGUCGUGUGCUACUGCUCAAGUGGACGAGGCCAAGACAGUAGCCGCGGCUGCUGAUACUGUGGUGCUGGUGAUGGGCUCGGAUCUAAGCAUUGAGAGGGAGGGCUUCGACAGAGUGAACAUCACUCUUCCCGGGCAGCAGCAACUCUUGGUAUCCGAGGUUGCGAGUGUUUCGAAGGGGCCUGUGAUCCUUGUGAUAAUGUCGGGAGGAGGGAUGGAUGUGCAGUUUGCCAAAGACGACCCCAAGAUCACCAGCAUCCUCUGGGUUGGCUUCCCCGGGGAGGCUGGUGGGGCCGCCAUCGCUGAUGUUAUAUUCGGCGCCUAUAACCCUAGUGGGAGACUGCCUAUGACAUGGUAUCCACAAUCAUAUGCUGACACAGUUGACAUGGCAGAUAUGAACAUGAGGCCCAAUCCGACCACGGGUUUCCCCGGCCGGACUUACCGGUUUUACAAGGGGCCUACCGUCUUUUCAUUCGGAGAUGGACUGAGUUACACCACCUUUAAUUAUGAGUUACUCGCGACACCUAAGCACAUUUCUUUGGCGCUAGAAGAAGGGCAUGCUUGUCGAUCAUCGGAGUGCAAGUCGAUCGAUGUUGUGGAGGAAAUCUGCAAGGAUUUGGGAUUGGAUAUUCAUCUGAGAGUGAAGAAUGAGGGGGAGAUGAGAGGGAGUCACACAGUUUUCUUAUUUUCUAGCCCUCCGCAACUGCACAAUGCACCUCAGAAACAACUCUUGGGAUUUCAGAAACUGCAUCUCGAGGCUGGGGGAGAAGGGCUAGCUCAAUUCGACGUUGAUGUUUGUAAGCAUUUGAGCGUUGUGGAUGAGAAUGGGAAGAGGAAGGUUGUAUUGGGAGAUCAUCUACUUCAUGUGGGGAGCUUGAAGCAUUCGUUGACAGUCGAUUUUCCCCUUCAAAUAAGAAUUCUUAUUUGAAGGAAUUCUUAUUCGGGGUACAUUUCCCCUUCCUUUUUGUUUUAUUAUGAUUAUUUGCAAGAAGAAAUAACUCAGAAGGAUGUCGGUUUUCUCUGUUGUAAUCUUUCUUUUCAGAAAGGGGAAAAUAAAUUGAAGGGAGGGGAAAUGGCAAGAGAUAAGGAAAAUAAAGUGAAGAUCACAGCUGUAAAAAGUUUCUUCUUGCUUUGAUUCUUUUAAUGGAAAUGCCAUUUUUCAUA